This is a messenger RNA of Pecten maximus, 5920 nucleotides long. Its product is annotated as fatty acid synthase-like. The record is from RefSeq and is a predicted model, not a curated record. Lineage: Eukaryota; Metazoa; Mollusca; Bivalvia; Pectinida; Pectinidae. The transcript is spliced from 35 exons. Bases 96 to 5705 code for a protein of 1869 amino acids. Gene Ontology annotation, biological process: fatty acid biosynthetic process. Gene Ontology annotation, molecular function: fatty acid synthase activity; oxidoreductase activity; 3-oxoacyl-[acyl-carrier-protein] synthase activity.
UGCAAGUGCACGUGCAAUUUGUGAAUGAGAGCUAGGAACGGACAGUUUGCCGUCUUCGCACUAUUUAACGUGCUGUUUAUCAACAAAUCUGAGUCAUGAAUGCAGCAGAUGAAAGCAAGAGUUUGAUUGCUGGCAUAGCCUGCAGGCUCCCGAAGUCUAGCAAUUUACAGGAAUUUUGGGAAAAUUUGAUUGAAAGUCAUGACAUGAUAGACACAACCCGGUUUCCUGAUGGAUUGGAGGGUGUUCCACCACGGGCUGGCCUCAUUCCUGAUAUCGACAAAUUUGAUGCUGGAUAUUUUGGAUUUACAGAUGUAGAAGCGGACAACAUGAAUGUGAUGCUUCGACACCUGUUGGAGGUGACAUAUGAAUGUAUAGUAGAUUCAGGCCUGAAAGAAAAAACCCUUCAGGACAAUGUCACUGGACUGUACUUGGCAUGUUUUCUGCCCGACACUGACCCCAUUGAAACUACGAAAUACAGCAAGUCAAAACUAUGUACCACAACUCCACUACUAACUGGCCACAUCACCAGCUACUUUGGAUGGAAGGGGCCAGCCGUAUCGGUGGAUACAGCAUGUAGUUCCAGCCUCUCGGCCCUGGAAAUGGCGGAAACUGACCUCCGAACUGGCCGCUGUCAAUUUGCUGUUGUUGCAAGUGUUAAUGUGAUCAUCAACCCGGUGUACCUACAGCAGAUGGCCAUCUUGGGCAUGCUUAAUCCGACGGGUGAGAGUAAGGUGUUUGACAGGGAUGCAGGGGGCUACGUCCGAGCUGAAGGAGUGGCAGCUAUCAUACUUACCAGGCGAGAGACAUUAUGUAGAAGGAUCUAUGCGACCCUGGUAGAUGUAAUGACUAACUGUGAUGGAUACACACCAGAGGGUAUUUCGUUCCCCAAUGACCUUACCCAGAAGAAGUUGCUACAAGCCAUAUACAAGAGGGCAGGCGUGGAGAGUGACCAACUUGCUUAUAUGGAGCUUCACAGCACUGGAACAAAGGUCGGAGACAAAGUAGAAGUUGGAGCAGUGACCGAUGUUUUGAGUCCAGGACGGAGUACUCCUCUUCCUAUUGGAUCUGUGAAAGGAAACAUGGGACACUCGGAGGCCACAGCAGGAAUGGCGAGUUUGAUGAAAUGUCUCCUUGUGGCUCGCCACAGGAAAAUACCACCGCAGCUCAAUUAUGUCAACCCAAAUCCGAGGAUCCCAGCAGUUCAAAAAGGAAAAGUGGAAAUCAUCAACCAAGUAACGCCUCUAAAGGAUGGAUACAUUGGGUUGAACUCUUUUGGAUUCGGUGGUGCUAACGGACAUCUGAUCUUGAAGCCUUAUCGCAAAGACAGAAAGGAGAAUGACCAGAAGCUAUGCCUACUACCUUACAAAGCCCGAACAAUGGAAGAAGUGGAAGCUAUUUGCAAAUUGUCUGAGUCAGAUUUGUCAUCCAGAAUAGACAUUCAUGGCCUUCUGGCUGGCUCUAUUUUGUCACAUGAUGAGAAGCGGCCAAUCAAAGGCUACUUGAUCUCAAGCAGAGACAGAGAAGAAAUGGUUUGUGGGUGGACUGUGGUAGAAGAUCAAUGCAAGACCAAGGUCGGAAAAAUUGGACUGUUCCUUCCAAACUUUGUAUGGGAACCGGUCCUGAUGGACAAGGAUAUCCUGGAUAUUCCUGGAUUUUUGUCGUCACUACAGAAAUCACAACAGAUUUUAACAGAGAAACUUGGAUGGUCGUUUUCCUUGGUGGACAAAAUAAGAUCUGAUGAGCUACUCACAACUGUGACUGCUGAAAACUUGUGUUUGAUGAUUGCUACACAGAUUGGUUUGAUUGACUGUAUAGAAGAGUGUCGUGUUCCCAUUUCCUAUGUGUCGGGGAGUGGCCUGUCAGAGAUAGCUGUGGCAUAUGUGGACGGGUGCCUUACUCAGGAGCAGUGUUUACACGUGGCGCUAGUUCUUGGGAAAGCUCUUCAGGAUUUUACUGAUAAACAAGAACUACCUGACAAGGUCUACAAAGUCCACCUCCCUCUAGAAAUGGUAUACCUACUUGGUCCAAAGAUCAAGGUUCUGGCCAGUCCCUCCAUGGAAACAUCCAUAAUACUGGUCAACGCACAAUACUCCAACCAGAUUCUCAAGGAUAUUCACGAGAAAGGGGGAUUUUACAAGGAGCUACAGCAGAAGUUACCCUUCCAUAGCCACUACAUGAUGAACUGUUUCAACUCGGUCUUACACACUCUGGAAGACAUCAUCAGAUACCCCAGACAGAGUUCCAGCCGGUUUGUCCAGAGGAAGCAUGACUUCUUGCCUGGCCUGGAAUCGAGAUCUGUGGCUUUUAGUGCCAAGUAUCUGACGGAGGUGCUUACUCGAACGUGUCCUCCCUUCAAAGCUGCCAUCCCCGAAGAUAUUGUUAUGGUCAAUAUUAACUUCAACGGCCAGUCUGAGGAGGCGGAGACCAUCAUUAAUGCUGACUCAGAGCAUCAACUGACAAACUUACAACUCGAGUCUAACCCAGUCACAAUGCUCCGAGCAUUAGGAGAAAUUUUCCUUUACGGCCACGAUAUUGAGGUUGCACACCUGUACAAGACAGAUUUCCCGUUGGAUGUAUCAGCGCCAGCACUAAGUCCGUUGAUUCGCUGGAACCAUGAUAUUUCCUGGUACAUCCCGGAAUGGCACGAGUUUUUUAACAAAGUGAAGGAUGUCGGCUUACCAACCUAUAUCAUUGACACAAAAAAUACGGAGGAUAUGACCACACCCAUGGCUCUGCUGGUGUACCACACCUGGAGGGCCAUUACCCAGCGGCACAAGGCCCUGACAAAGGACAAAAUAGUUGCGGUAGAGAUUCAAAGUUUAGCUGCACAUAAUGAGGCAGUGUGGAGUGCAGACUUAAUAUCCGGGGCUGCCAUCAAUAUCCAGGAGCUACAACAAAACUUUACCAUCACAAAAAAAGGGGUUGUUCUGCUGACAGGAAGUUUCAAGGUUCAUACAGAAAAUAUAGAAUUACCCAGAAUUCCUGGUUUUGACCUUGACAUCAAUCAGAAUGUGGACCCUGUCCGUGAUGACGAGGAGGAGAUCCAGAAAACUGAAAUCCUAUGGGAGGAUAGCUGGCUGGAUUUUAUCAAUACAGCAUUGGAAUUCACCAUACAGUCUCUAGUGGGGCCGCUGACUCGUGUUAUCAUCCACCCAGAAGGCCACAGCAAAGAGGUGGAGAGCUGUGCCAAUAUCCUCACAGUGGCCGAGAGGGUUACAGGUCUAUGUAAGGCCGGUAGUGGCCUUGUCUUCCAGACGUUAGUUACACAGGCUCAACGGGAACUCCAGGCUGGUCAUUCAAGGAAGGUGAACAUAUCUGAUGGAGAGAACACACUGGUCAACAUGGCCAUGGCCUACGGCGUCCAGGGCUCUGGUCAGUCGUAUGACCAGGUGCUACUCUACCAGGGCACCAAUACUGUAAAGAACACGAACGUCAUAGGGGUCGUUCUGAUUACAGAUGAGGAGACGGUGUGUCGUGAGAUUCCUAUAGACAAGAGACUGGAUCAGGAGGAAAUGCAGCAGUUAACUCCAUACAUCCUGGCUCACUACAUCACGACAACCGUGGCUGAGGUCACAAGGGGAGACAAGGUGCUGGUCUCCCACCCUAUAGACACAGUGGCUGUCUACAUCAUGGCCAUUGUAGAAGAACUAGGAGGUGUGAUAUUUGUGUCCAGCUAUGAUGCUGAAAUAAGACAGAUGCUUGACCGAGCAUUUCCAUACGCUCGAGUCCUUCCAGCCUCUAGCAUGAUGUCCAACGUAAAAUCAGUUACCCAGGGCGAGGGAUGUGACAUUUGUAUCAAAUUCACCAGUGGAGAAUUGGACGAGGUGCUAUCCCUAGUCUCUCUCAAUGGGAAAAUGAUCCAGUGCUCCCCAAUGCUGGACAAUGAAAGCUUGGACCUUUCCUUCCUUUCAAAAAAUGCAGCAUUAAAACUGCCCACCAUGACGGAGGCCUUCAAAGUCCUGAUGGAGAAGAGUCUGGAGGAUAUUGAUGAAAUGCUGUAUGACCUCCGUCAUGGCAAUGUUGUCAAGCUGACGUCUGAGGGUUUUCCAGAGGCUAAGGGUUUGCUGUAUGGCCUUGAGGAACACUCCAGUUUUGUCAGCCCUGUGCCAUUCCCAAAGCUACUGACAGUGCUGGAAGAACCACGUAUUGGUCUGAUGGAGAGUUUUGAGGAAAUGGUGAUGGCUGAUGUGAUGGCAAUGGAGAAACUCCACAACUUUGUCAUGUCAAAACCCAAGGAUUACUCUCUGGCAGAGAUGGGACAUAACUCCUCCCAGGGUGGUCUGAAUGCUGCCAUGAAUCCCACACCGGCUUCUGGCAGUACAGCGUUUCCCUCAUCUUCACCAGGUAUAUGUGUUGUUUCUCUAAACAACAUCAGCUUGGAAAGCUCUCCAACUGGACCACCAACUCCCCAUCCCUCAAAAAUCAACCUCAAACCCAAAGUCGAACAAAAGAUGACGUCGACCCCAAUGAUCACCAUCACAGAGUCGGAGGACAAAGUGGAUAAUCUUCACGAGAGUUACAUAGAGCCUUGUGUUCCUGUCCCAACAUCCAUGUCCAACAAGCUUCAGGUCAAAGGUGCAAAGGGGCUAAAUUUCUUAUCACCACUCAGCUUGUCGGGCAUUUCAAACUUCAGACCUAGUAAGUCUAAAGGUCAACAGGUGGACCUACUGUUUGUGGGCCCACCACGUACCCCAAUGACUCCUGCGAUUCAGGAUGUGCUGACGCCAAGCAUCCAUGAGCCAACUGUUGUACCUCUUAACACCGUCCAAACCGGGUCGAAAACGGUCUUCAUGAUACAUCCCAUUACAGGCAAACUUACCCUGUUACGUAAGUUGGGCGAGAACUUGAUGGUCCCCGUGUUUGGUAUUCAGAGGACCAGUACAACACCCAGGGAUUCAAUCCACAGUGUGGCCAGCUAUUACCUAAAUGCGAUCCAGAUGAUGGAAGUACCGGACGAUGACCAUUACAUCAUUGGAUAUUCAUUUGGAGCCAUCGUUGCCAUAGAGAUGGCGAUACAGCUUCAGGCAUGCGGCAAAAAGGUAUCUGAUCUGAUACUGUUGGAUGGAGCCCCUAAUCUGCUGCAGAGUCAGAUGCAGGACAGUGAACUGAUGAGGGCAAAGGGGAAAACAGAUCAACAGAUAUCGACAAUGUUUGAGGUUGGCAGCCUAAUGAGCUACAUGUUCAUGUUUAAACCAAUAGAGAACCCAUGUCUUACCCGGAAGAUCCUGGCCAACCUGCCAACAAAGGAUGCACGCAUCGAUACAGUUGUGGACAUGACGUUUGGCAAUGUUAAUAUAGGAGCGAGUCCAAGACACACAAAAUGGCUGACAGCCAAACACAAGAUACUGAAGAAGCUGAAGGAGCCAAUCAAAGACCAGGCCAAGUAUGGGAUGGCCGACGCUGCUCAGGAGUUGAUUCGUCUGAAGAGAGUUGAAGCAGCCAGUGAUCAUAUUAAGUCCAUAAAGAUGGUGUACAACUUCAGGCCUAACCAUAACCGGAGAUUUGAUGGUAACAUCCAUUUGCUGAGGAUAAAGUCCGACCCUCUGUUCCUGACCCAUCAUCUCUCACCUGACUAUGACCUCCAUGACUGGUGUACGGGUAAGGUCCAGAUCAAGUUCUAUGACGGCACACAUGAAAGUUUCCUAAGUGGCAUGAAUGCCCCAAAUGUGGCCAAGGACAUCACAGAGAUUCUCUCCAAAUUGUGAAAAAUUGAAGCACCACAAAGGUCCUAGGAUCUCAGAAAACCAGUGUAAACAGAAAAUUGUAAGACAGCAGAAAGUCAAAGCAUAAUGGGAAAAUUCUAGCACUUACCGCAGAUAACCACAGCACCCACUGAAAUUCUAGCACAGCAGAAAAUCACAGCAACCACUGAAAUUCUAGCACAGCAGAAAAUCACAGUAACCACUGAAAUUCUAGCACA